Messenger RNA from Scomber japonicus (chub mackerel), 974 nucleotides. It is a transcript of the gene tor2a, whose product is annotated as torsin family 2, member A. Gene Ontology annotation, cellular component: endoplasmic reticulum lumen; nuclear envelope. The transcript has 5 exons. The record is from RefSeq and is a predicted model, not a curated record. Gene Ontology annotation, molecular function: ATP binding; ATP hydrolysis activity. Bases 36 to 974 code for a protein of 312 amino acids. Lineage: Eukaryota; Metazoa; Chordata; Actinopteri; Scombriformes; Scombridae.
GCUCGUCGUUAGCAGACGGUGUCACAGCAGCCAAAAUGUUGAGCAUCUUGUCUCUGCUGCUUCUCUUCUUCUCUGUGGGUCCGGUCUGUUGUGUUUUUCAGAAACUUUACUGCAGCAUCUCAGAAAGCUGCGACUGUGACUUCAAGCCGAAUAUAAGAGAUCUGGAGUGGGACCUUUACAAAAAUGUCUACGGACAACAUCUGGCACAGGAUAUCGUGUCGGAGGAAGUGGCGAAGUUCCUUCAGAAUAAAAGCCCGGACCGGCCCCUGGUGCUGUCCUUCCACGGCUCGUCGGGGACGGGGAAGUCGCUGGUCAGCUCCAUGCUGGGAAACCAUCUGUACGGCUCAGCCAUGAGCAGUCCCUACGUCCACCAGUUCAUCCCAACGCUGCACUUCCCUCUGGCCAACCGGGUGGACGAGUACAGGGAGGAGCUGAAGAUCUGGGUGAAGGAGAACCUGACGGACUGCGCCCGCUCCGUCUUCAUCUUUGAUGAGAUGGAGAAGAUGCCGCCGGGCGUCAUCGACGUGCUCGAACCUUUCCUCGGACCCUCACACGUCGUGUUCAGAACCAACUACAGGAAAGCUAUAUACGUCUUCAUCAGCACGGUGGGGGAGGAGGUGAUUAAUAAAGUUGCUCUGGAGCAGCGUCAGGCUGGACGGGACCGAGAGGAGAUCGAGUCAGCUGACCUGGAAGACGCCAUCGCACACACACUUUACAACAGCAACACAAGCGGAUUCUUUCACUCCAGCAUCAUCCAGCAGCAGCUCAUCACUCGCUUCGUUCCCUUCCUGCCGCUGAGCCGACGCCACGUGGAGCGCUGCGUCCUCGCCCAGCUCUGCCAGCGAGGCUCCUGUAGCCGUGACGACGUGGUGCAGGCAGUAGGGGGCGACGUCAUCUACACGCCCGUCCAGGGGGAGUACUUCUCCUCCACGGGAUGCAAGGCCGUCUCCGCCAAAAUAAACUUCUUCCUGUGA